UUGUAGAAACACAUCAUAUUUAUACUUAAUUAUCUUUUUUUACAAAAUGAAAUUAAUCUACUCGUUUAAUGAAUAUAACCUAUAAAUACUAACUAGUAUACAUUUUGUGAGUAAAAUUAACAAUAUGAAGAGGGCAUACGAAUUUUGCAAUCUACAAGAAGUUGCUUUAGUAGAUCAAAAUUCGUCACCUGGUGGCUUGAAGCUAGUAAAUCCUACAAAAGUCUCAAAAAAGACUCAUAAUGAUAUCGUUGAAUUAGCAAUGGAAAUACAAAGAGCUGAUAAUUUUGUGUAUGCAUCUGCUUGUAAUAAAUUACAAGUUAUAGCAAAACAGGUUCGUUUUUUGAAAGAGCAAGCAAGGAAAGUACUGAAUGAAACAAAAGAUAAUACAGAAUUACAUCACACAGCUUGUAAUUUUGUAAAAGUUCCUGGAAGUACUUAUCAUUUAUAUAUGAGGCCCAUUAACCAAAAAUACUUUAGUAUGUUAUCACCAGAAGAAUGGAACAGUCCACAUGAGUUUUUAGGUAGUUUUAGACUAGAAAUGGACCAAUCCUGGACUGCAAUUGCAGAAAUAGAAAGGAAGAAUAGUGAAUUGGCUUUCAUUAACAAAUGUCUCUACUCACAAAAUAAUAAUUGUGAGGUUUUACAGGAAACUCCAAUGGACCUACACUAGUCAAAAUUAGAAACAAAAAUAUGAGGGGUAAAUAUGAAAGGAAGUAUAGAAGAAGGCACUUUGAAUAGCAAUCCAAAAUCAUGUUAAAACAACUUGGGCACAUUUUAUAUUUAGUAACAAUCAUAUGCACCAGAUGCCUCAUUUUCUAAGUGCCACAUCUAUUUACUGUAACUAGUUUUAUAUUUAUAUCACAUAUGCUAUUCUAUCAUGUGACAAUUAAUAAUUUAUGACCUAAAAAAGAAAUUUUGUUU
Nicrophorus vespilloides is the source of this 921-nucleotide messenger RNA. RefSeq lists its product as uncharacterized. Lineage: Eukaryota; Metazoa; Arthropoda; Insecta; Coleoptera; Silphidae. The coding region runs from base 125 to 670 and encodes 181 amino acids. The record is from RefSeq and is a predicted model, not a curated record. The transcript has 5 exons.